This is a messenger RNA of Caretta caretta (loggerhead turtle), 5048 nucleotides long. RefSeq names its product dihydrouridine synthase 2 (gene DUS2). Gene Ontology annotation, cellular component: cytoplasm. The record is from RefSeq and is a predicted model, not a curated record. Lineage: Eukaryota; Metazoa; Chordata; Testudines; Cheloniidae. Gene Ontology annotation, molecular function: tRNA dihydrouridine synthase activity; flavin adenine dinucleotide binding; tRNA binding. Gene Ontology annotation, biological process: tRNA dihydrouridine synthesis.
CGGCCCCGCGCGAGAAGCACCCACGUGGGGAGGCGAAGGCGAAGGGGCGCCCCCUGAUGACGUGCGAUACGAGCGCCGGGAGGGGAGGCGCAUGCGCAGCGGGAGCCGGUGCAGGCUCGGGGGGUGGUUGCGGCCGUGCAGCGCGAGGGCGAGCGAGGUGCCGCCGGCGAGGCUCAGUUCGGCAGAGCAUACAACAAAAGGAAUGACUGUGAACACUCCAGCACUCUGUUUCAGAAGCAAGAAAAUUCUGGCUCCUAUGGUGCGGGUUGGAACAUUACCCAUGCGUCUUUUGGCUUUGGAUUUUGGUGCUGAUAUUGUAUACUGUGAGGAGCUGAUUGACAUAAAGAUGGUGCAGUGCAAAAGAGUUGUAAAUGAGGUGCUUGAAACAGUGGACUUUGUAGCUCCGAACGAAAGAGUUGUUUUCAGAACCUGUGUGAGAGAGAGAGAUUGUGUUGUCUUUCAAAUGGGAUCAGCAGAUGCUGAGAGAGCCUUGGCUGUAGCCAAGCUUGUAGAGAAUGAUGUAGCUGGGAUUGAUAUCAACAUGGGCUGUCCAAAAGAAUAUUCUACUAAGGCAGGUAUGGGAGCAGCGCUGCUGUCUGAUCCUGACAAAAUUGAGUGUAUUCUGAGUACCUUGGUUAAAGGAAUUUGUAAACCAGUGACCUGCAAAAUCCGAAUCUUGCCUUCGCUUGAAGACACUAUAAGCCUGGUGAAGAGGAUAGAAAAGACUGGUGUUGCUGCCAUUGCAGUCCAUGGAAGGAAGAAGGAGGAGAGGCCUCAACAUCCUGUCCACUGUGAAGUGAUCAAAGCCAUCUCUGAGGCAGUCUCUGUUCCUGUAAUAGCAAAUGGAGGAUCUCAUGACUUCAUCAAAGAAUAUACUGACAUUGAAGCCUUCCAACAAGCAGCAGGUGCUUCAUCGGUAAUGAUAGCUCGUGCUGCCAUGUGGAACCCAUCCAUCUUCAGAAGAGAAGGCCUUUGUCCCUUGAAGGAAGUCAUGCAAGAAUACAUCAAAUACGCAGUGAGAUAUGAUAAUCACUAUACCAACACAAAGUACUGUCUUUGUCAGAUGUUAAGAGAACAGUUAGAAACCACAGAGGGAAAGAAACUGCAUGCUGCACAGUCGAUUCAAGAAAUCUGUGAAGUAUUUGAAAUGGGCGGUUUCUAUGAAGAAACAACAGCUAUUCUGGAAGCUAAGAAGGCAUCAUUAAAGGCCAAGACACAAGAUGAAGAUGAGCAGAUGGAAGACACAGAUGUGAUAAAAAUGGCUGUUAGAUUUGACAAGCGAGAAUAUCCACCACAGAUUACUCCCAAAAUGUAUCUCUUGGAAUGGUGUAGGAAGGCAAAGCACCCUCAACCUGUUUAUGAAACUGUUCAAAGACCAUUAGAUAAAUUAUUCUGUUCAGUUGUCACAGUAGCUGAACAAAAAUAUAGAUCAACCUUAUGGGACAAGUCAAAGAAGCUAGCAGAACAGGCUGCAGCUAUAGUCUGUCUUAGGACGCUGGGUCUCCCAGAGGGGAAGCUUAAUGAGGGAGAAAACCACCUGAUUAACAAACGCAAGAGAGAGAACCAGGAGUUCUUGAACAACAAAGAACAUGAAGAUGACCUACUUGUUGAGGCUUCGCAUAAAAGAGCUCAUUUUACUGAGGGAGCUUCUGACUCCAGCUCUUCUGAGGUGCCACGAUAGCAUGAAAAGCUUAUGCUCAAAUAAAUUCGUUAGUCUGUAUUUGCAAAAAGAAAAGGAGUACUUAUGGCACCUUAGAGACUAACACGGCUGCUACUCUGAAAUCUGUGUAGCUACCAAUUCACUCACUUUUUUAUAUCCUGCUGUUGUAUUUCAUCUAAAGUCUGUCAGUCGGAGACAGGUAAACUCUGCCCGAUUAUGAAAACCUACUGGACUGGGUAAAUGUUUUUUGUGUUCUGCUUUGGUGCCUUUCAAACAGGAUACAUUAGCAGCCUGGGUUUUAAAUAAGAAUGAGAAGAUGAUCCCAACAUUAAAUUCUGUUUCAAUAGCAAACUAUUUUCAGUUUAGCUUUUGAGGUUUUGAGUUUUUUGUUUAAUAUAUUUUAUAAGUAGAAAGAAGAGUUUUAAACACACACGAGAGAGGUUCUUAACAGAUUGUUUCCAACUGUUGGAGUUUUGAGGUAGUUUCCAUUAACAGGGAUAAGUAUGUUAGAAGUUGUCAGCUCUUGUCUGAAACAAAGCAGGUUGUGUCAUGAUCCCUAAAGUAGUUUGUAUGAAGAAAAUAUUAAGAACAUAAUUCAUUGUUGAUGAACUAUAUCAAAGUGGCUUCCCUAUUUAAAAAUAAUAUACACCUUUAUUUUAAAUGGAAGUGUCUUUGCUAAACCAUUGUUUUCAAACGGAACAGCAAUAUCUAACUGGGAUUAUGUUUAGAGUUUUUAAAAGAUGUACGUGCAUAUUGAAGUGACUGCUACUCAAAUCUCUGAAUUUUUAAUAAAUCUGCAUAGUUUGCAUUUAACUGAAAAAUAAUUGCAAUUCGUUUCCUACUUUGUAGACUGCAAUAAAAAAAAAACAGUUUUAAAAGCUGCUUUCAUAACUAAAUGUUCCAGUUUCACACAAUGGUUUUAGUCACAGAACACUUACUUCAGAGCAGUGACAGAAAUUGUAGUCUAGUUAACAAGCCAUAAACUUCAGGAAUAAUCCUUUCCCCACUGAGAUUCAUGUCUGGGCAGGAGCUUUUGUCAAGGCCAUUUUUAUACCAUCAUGAGGAAUGGUCAUGCAAAUACUAUACCAGAAUCUGAUUCAUUCGCUGAGUUUUCCUGGCAGAAUGCAGGUUGCAAGGCCCAGUGAUAAGAAGCAGCGCAAGUUGUCUGCAAUCCAGCUCUGCUGGACAGGUCAGAAUUGAGCAGUGCAUCCCCAGUUCUGAGAGAAGGCCUAACUAGGGAACCUGGGAGAUCCACUGGAGCUCUUCUGGAUCACCAUCCAGAGUUUCUUGGCAGAAACUGGCCAGGCAUAUUGCGGAAUCACCAUCUAUGCUACCGCGGAGGAAACUGCAUCAAUGGAAGUUGCAAACUGCAAAUCCUGCACCUCUGGGAGGAAGUUUAUUAACCCCAAGUCUGACCAAAACUCUAAUUUCUUGAUUCUCUUAGUUUAAAUAAAGCUGUGUGUCCUGGAGAGUGGUGAUGUAUCCCUGGAUGAGGAUGCUGCCUGACAGUAGAGACCAGGUGACUUUUAACAGCCACACUUUAGUGUGGCCUUUUCCGUCCCAUUUGCUAUGGCAUUCCCUUCAGGAGGCUGUGGGGUUGGAAAGCCAGAGGGCAUCCUGUCAAAGGGAGCAGCCUUUGAAAAGUCUUUGAUUCAGCUUCCUAGUUUCUCUCUUCCUGUGAAUCUUAGUUUGCAUAAACAGGCUUGUCCUCCUCCAUAAGAUCUUGUAAGUGACCUAAUUUGAGGUCAUUUUAUGUUUGCAUGUCAAAAAUAAUAGUGUUUUAAAAACACUUUUUUCCUGGAAAGCCAGGGAACUUAUGGCCCUGAGUGCCUGCAUAAUACUCACAUGAGCCUUAAUAUCAGUGCUGCCUUCACCACUAAAGGUUUAUGGACUAUUUGGGCCAAACUAUGUCUUCAAACACGAGAACCAAAGGAAGAGCAUAAUGGAAUGUUGUGACUCCCUUUGAAGCACCCAGAGAAGUCACUCAGCAGAAGGUCUGCAACUGAAAGCAUGGGGCAUUCCAGGAUGGAAGUCUAAGAGCCCUGGCCUGUGUUGCAAUGCUUUUACACCAUUUUCUUGUCCUGGCAAUUGGCCUUAUGUGACACCCCCACAAGCUACACCUCUCCUACAGUGUAAAUUUUUCUGCUCCUGGCAGAAACAGUGUGCCUCGGGAAAUAGACUUGUGAAGGGAACCACAGCUAAUCAGCACACAGAUGCAGGCUAACCCUGCUUUUAUAAUAUCUAUGUGCACCAGUUCGGGGGGUGGUGAGAAAGGGGCUAUUUGGUAUAUGGCCUCUUAUGGGGAAGAGAGAAUACAAAAAUUAAACAUAGGGAAGUAAUAGAAGAUCAGAGAAGGUGCUGCCUCAAUUUAAUGUCAAUGUCCAAAGAAAAUACGAUCAAUGUUUUUAGUGUGCAACUACAAAACAUGUAUAUAAUUUGACUGAAUCAAACUGAAGUGUCGUUGAAAUAAGUUAAAUUGUCUAGAAGACUUAACGCUUGCAAGGUAAGUGUUUAAAUAACUACGUGAUAACAAAUCAUUAUUUUAUUUAUCUAGUGUAAAGCUUGUAGAAGUAACUACAGUUAGUUGAAUAAUAUAUAAUUGUGCUAAGAUAAACGGUGUAGCAUCUGCAAACAAGAAAGUGAGAUGCUGCUUUGCUAGAAUGAAUAUUUCAGACUAAAUUUGGCAGUGAUGUAAAUGAAUGGUCAGAAAAUGGGUGCAUACAAAGUGUGAUUUAGAGUCCCAUUUGAUGUCCUUGAUGUGGGUCAGGAAAAGCAACUAAUGGGAGUCUUAAGUGUGUUUUAGGGAGAAUCCUUUAACUGAGGCUAUGAUUACACUGCCCCAUGGUUCAGACUUUGAGGGCGUGAACAACAAUGUACACCAAAGUGCUGUGCAGUAACUCCCCUAUGUGGGCACUGUGGACAUAAACUAAAAGGUUCUUUUUUUGCAUUAAUGUCUUUCUGUUUGAAGAGGACUACGUUAAUGUGAACAGGGAAGUUCACACCUGAAAAUUCAGGCCUGAAAUGGCCUCACAGGAGAGUUACAGAGUGCAGCACUUUGGUGUGCACUGCUGUUCGCGUCCUUGUAGUCCAAACUGCAGGGCAGCAUAGAUAAGCCUUAGUUGCUCUUCCUGCUGCAUUCCUCCUAACCCACUUUCCCCUGCUGUGUAACUUUUUGCACCAUUCACAUCGCUGAAUUCAUGCUAGAUACAUCUGUGAUAGUGGCACCUGCAUAUAUACCAGUUCUGAGGUUUGCUUUUGAUCUUAAAACAGGUUCUUAUUCUGGGGAACAAAAUGCCUUUUUUCUAGAGACUGUUCUAUUCAAGGUAUUGGAUUGGAACCAUAUAUUUUGUAAAAAAAAAAAUAAUAAUAAUAAAUUUUAAAAAAUCUA